AACACAGAACAGCCAUGUUGGUCAAGGUUUUAAUGCUUGCAUUGCUAGUGGCACUGAGCCAGGCGAAGCCUCAGCUGCUGGUCACUGCGCCGGUGAGUUAUGCAACUGGAGUGGGCGGGUCCUGGUUAGCCGCUGCCACGCCCUCGGCCUAUUAUCCGGCGUAUGCCAGCUAUCCGGCCUACGCGUCGUAUGCGUAUUCUCCGGUUUAUGGCGCAUACGCCACGUAUCCCUACUACUCCUACCUGAGGCGCUGAAGCAGAGAUAGAUUUUAAGCGGAUUCGUGUGUGCAUCUUGGAUAUCUUAAAUUUACAGAUAUUUUAAAGAAAAAUAGAUUAAUUUUAUUAAAAUGUUCACAUCUAAGGUUGAUGAAAUUGUAUGUAACUUCUAUUAACUUAAAUUAAAAAAUAAAUGUAGAAAUUGAAAAGAUA
Drosophila bipectinata is the source of this 428-nucleotide messenger RNA. RefSeq lists its product as uncharacterized. NCBI's taxonomy places the organism in Eukaryota, Metazoa, Arthropoda, Insecta, Diptera, Drosophilidae. The record is from RefSeq and is a predicted model, not a curated record.